GAAGCGCGAGAGAGAGAGAAUCCUUUUCUGUUCCUUCUUCUUGCAUGCGACUGUGAAACAAAGAAAGAAAGCUCUGACAAGUUUCGACAAAAAUGGCGGCGAAAGAGGAAGACGGCAACGUAAACGCCGAUGGUAAUCUGGCGGAAGCGGGAGAGAUGGAUGAGCUGUUGCAGGCAAUAUCGGACGUUCUUCGUUCUCAAGCUCCUCUUGUUCAUGAAGAUGAGAGCAACCCAGGCGAGAAGAAAGAGACCACGGACACGUCAGAUUCUUGCUCUCAAGGAGUUGAUACAAGCAUCCAGAAUAUUAGUAGUGAUCAAGAGACGAGUAAUGAGCAAGGAACCAGUACUAAUCAACUAUUGGCUGUUUCAUCUACUACUGAUAAUGUGCCUGUAACCUCGGUUGAAGCAACAACAUCUCAGCCAUCUUCUAGUGACAUAACAAAUGUUGAAACCAAGAGUGUGCCAGUAAAUUCAGGUGAAGACGAGAUGAUUUCCUCUUUUGGGGCGCCAAAAAUGGCUGGUGCUUUGAAGACGAGAUAUGCUUUAAUCAUCAAAGAGCGUGUAACUAAAGCUCCUGUCAAGAAUGAACGUCGCUUGCCUGAUGAUGAAGACGUUACUAAUUCAAUUGAUUACACAUCUAGUGAGUAUGACGAAACAAGAGAUCGACUUAAAAUCCCUUUCUCUCUACUCCCUAUAGAGAAUAAUGAUGACUCAAAAGAGCUGAGCAAAAUAGAUCCCUCCUCCUCAGACCAUCUUGAAGCAGAACAUGUGCAGUAUGGAACUCAUGAGCCGGUGAAUCAGCCAAUGCCUACAAGACAAAGCAUUACUACUACUGCAUCUUCACAUGGUCCUAGGCUAUCCGUUUCCAUGACCAAGGCAUUGAUAACAUCCACUGACUUUGUACCAAAGAGGAACCAACAAGCCAUGAACCUACCACAGACACAGAGGAACCCACAAGCCAUGAACCUACCACAUACACAGAGGAACCCUCAUUACUCUCAGUUGCAAGUUCCUUCAGGGCAGUAUGGUAAUAUCACGAGACCUCCUUACUUGCCACCAUCAGCAGUACUACCAUUUCAGCAACAUGGUGGUAGUAACAUGGCGCAUUAUGGUAAUAUCACGAACUCUCCUUACUGGCGACCAGAACAGAACGAUAUCUACAACAUGCCUCCUCAGUCAGCAGCAGCAUUUCAGCAACAUGGUCGUAGUAACAUGGCGCAUUAUGGUAAUAUGGGGACAUAUCCUUACUGGCGGCUAGAACAGUACGGCAGCGACAACAUGCCUCAGUACUCAGCUGCCUCUAUGGUUCCUUCUGCUUACGGUUCUGCUAACACCUUUGGCACGUGGGGUGAUAAGAACCAAGCAAACUCGAGGUUUGGCUCUGAAGGUGGUGUCUCAAGCAACUACUUGCCAUCAAUUCAGCCGCAUCAGAGUGGAGACUUCAAUGCGUGGCGACCUAGUUCCAGCCACAGCCCACAAGAACAGCAAAUUUGGAAUGAUGUCUAUGCAUCUCUGGACCAACAAAACGAUAGGAGUGAUCCAUCUGACGAAACCCAACAACGUUCACGGCCAAGAGACAACUAGAGUAAUCAAAAAUCAACCAUAUCAGAACUAAUGACUUUCUUUAGAUGGCUUUAAGCUACUUUGUUUGUGCCUUCGAAAAUACUCUGGUAACGUUUUGUGGAUAUACUACGUUCUAUGCUUCUUCUUUUUUGUUAAUACUAGG
Brassica oleracea var. oleracea is the source of this 1725-nucleotide messenger RNA. RefSeq lists its product as uncharacterized. Lineage: Eukaryota; Viridiplantae; Streptophyta; Magnoliopsida; Brassicales; Brassicaceae. Bases 93 to 1583 code for a protein of 496 amino acids. The transcript is spliced from 8 exons. The record is from RefSeq and is a predicted model, not a curated record.